Messenger RNA from Haliotis rufescens (red abalone), 7021 nucleotides. Its product is annotated as inactive tyrosine-protein kinase transmembrane receptor ROR1-like. The record is from RefSeq and is a predicted model, not a curated record. Gene Ontology annotation, cellular component: signaling receptor complex; membrane. Gene Ontology annotation, biological process: cell surface receptor protein tyrosine kinase signaling pathway; protein phosphorylation; positive regulation of kinase activity. Lineage: Eukaryota; Metazoa; Mollusca; Gastropoda; Lepetellida; Haliotidae. The transcript is spliced from 14 exons. Gene Ontology annotation, molecular function: transmembrane receptor protein tyrosine kinase activity; ATP binding; protein binding. Bases 173 to 3136 code for a protein of 987 amino acids.
AGAAGUGGAGCGGGACUUGGCAGCUCAGUGCGCGAAAACAUUUCAAAUGCGCUCAUAGUAGUGAGGGGCUAAGAAGUUUUCGCCUCGAAGAAAUCAAGUCUGUUUUGUGAGUUCCCCGCGCGUUUCCAAAGGAAACUCUAUGAGGAUAUAGGAGAUAACAUUUUCUACAAAAAUGGCGCGGGGGACUUUUAUUUGUGGACUGUUAUUCCUGUUUGGAUUAUGCGGGACCACGGCGAUUUCCCUGAGCCUGCCACAUACACUGCUCCUUCUGUCAGCUCAACAGAUUAUUGUUGUGAGCCAAGUUGAUCCAGAUGAUGCCUCCCGAGACUUUGGUGACUACUCCUACAGCUAUGAAGACAGGAACAACUUGCUUGACUCCACAGACAUCGUCAGUCCAGGCCAGGGGCACGUCCAGCUGGACAUAGAGAUGCGCAAUGUGACCAAGUACAAGGGCCAGUCUGUACGCCUCAGAUGUGAGAUCACAGGCUACCCAAUACCCAAGUAUGCUUGGUUCAAGAACAAUGCACCAAUCAAUGAUGAUGAUGAAAAAGGCCGCUUCAAUGUGCGCAGGACAGCUUGGGGAAGCAGACUGCGCAUUUCAAACCUGGACACAAUUGAUACUGGCUUCUACACAUGCAGAGCAUCAAACAGCUUUGGACAAGAAGAGACAACUGGUGUCCUUGCUGUCCGCAAUGAGCCUGCACCAGACCCACCGAGUUCAGGGGGGAAGAACCCUGUCAAGCCAGGUGAUGUGGAUUUCAAGGCAGAACUCCCAGGAGAUGGAGAUGAAUUCAACGGCAAAUACAACUCUGAGUUCCUGCCAGGAAAGGAGGAGAAGGAGGAGGAUCAGGGCUCAGGCUUCUGCCAGAUCUACAGAGGGAGCACCUGCUCCAAGUUUGUGGGAAACAUGAGCAUUUAUGUCACAUCCAAACUGACACAGAGUCGCAAGGAAGAGAAACUCAUAGCUGGCUUUGCUGUGAUUGGGUCAUCUAGCCACCUGUCCUCCAAAUGCCAAGAGUACGCCAUCCGCUCCCUGUGUUUCCACUCCCUCCCUCUGUGCGACACAAACACCAACAACCCACGGCCACGGCAGAUCUGCAAGGACGAAUGUGAAAUCCUGGAGGAGUCAAUCUGCAAGACUGAGUAUAUCCUAGCCAAACAACACCAACUUAUAGGCAACUCACUACUGCCAGACUGCAAGAAGUUGGCAGGCCCUGGCACACCGGAGGGAGAUAACUGUAUUCGCGUCGGCAUCAGCAUCACAGAGGGCUACAAUAAGAAGCACAAUUGUUACAAUGGCACUGGGACAACAUAUGAGGGAAAUGUGAGCAAAACAAAGAGUGGCUUCACUUGCCAGAAGUGGAACUCGGACACACCCCAUCAACACUUCUUCAAAUCCUCCCGAUACCCGAUUGUUGGUUCUCAUAAUUAUUGUCGCAACCCUGGCAACCAAGAGGAAGGCCCUUGGUGCUUCACAACAAAUGGCCAUGUUCAGAAGGAAGUGUGUGCCAUCCCUAAGUGUGUUGGUGGCACUAGUGGAUCAGCAGGGGGAGAAGAGCAGGGCAACAAACUCAUGUUCAUCUUGGUUCCUGGUAUCACAGUCCCACUAGCUCUUGCCUUGCUCCUCGCCCUUGUCUGCUUCUGCCAGCAAUCAAGGAGCAGACAAAAUGGCAAGGGCAAGGCUGCAAGUCGACCAAAUGUUCCCAUGGAGAUGAGUCCCCUCAACCCCAAACCAAGCUCGCGUGCUAGAGAGUUCCCAAUGGGCAACAUACGCUUUCUACAAGAAUUGGGCGAAGGUGCUUUUGGCAAAGUUUAUAAAGGAGAGCUAUUGGGAUUGUAUGGAGACAACACUGUCAGCAAGGUUGCCAUCAAAACCUUGAAAGAUACUGCCACACCAAAAACUCAAAAUGACUUUCGGCGCGAAGUUGACCUGAUGUCAGAAAUGAGACACCCAAAUAUUGUGUGUCUGCUAGGUGUAUGUAUGAAACAGGAGCCAAUGUGCAUGUUGUUUGAGUAUAUGACACAUGGAGACCUACAUGAGUAUCUCCUGAUGCAUUCACCCCACUCAGACAUAUCUGGAAAGGAUGAUGAGGGGGCAGCUAAGUUGCUGGAGUAUCCUGACAUGCUGUUCAUGUCACUGCAGAUAGCUGCGGGCAUGGAGUAUCUGGCCAGCCACCACUUCGUCCACCGAGACCUAGCAGCCAGAAACAUCCUGGUGGGAGAAAACCUCACAGUCAAAAUCUCAGAUUUUGGGUUAUCACGAGAUGUUUACUCCUCUGAUUACUACCGUGUCCAGAGUAAAUCUCUAUUGCCUGUUCGCUGGAUGCCACCAGAGUCUAUCAUGUAUGGUAAAUUCACAACUGAUAGUGAUGUUUGGGCAUUUGGGGUUGUCUUGUGGGAAGUCUUCAGCUAUGGCCUUCAACCAUACUUCGGGUACUCUAACCAAGAGGUGAUUGAGAUGAUCCGUUCAAGACAGAUUCUAGGAUGUCCUGAAGAUUGUCCAGCACGCAUAUAUGGCUUGAUGGUGGAAUGUUGGCAUGAAACUCCAGCAAGAAGACCAUCUUUCAGAGAAAUACAUGCACGUCUGAGAGCCUGGAAGGGGGAAAUAAUGACUGGCCAGAAUCCGCACUGGAGCCUGUCUCAGAGUCACUCGGCACACUCAAGCAGUACUCACCAGAGUUCCCACAGCCAGCCCAGCCACCAUAGCAGCACUGGACCGAGCAACACCACCGCUGUUACUGGGUUGACUGGCAGCAGCAACACUUCAGACCCCAUGUACCACCCGAUUGCUCAACCACCCCAAAUGGUCAUGCACCACCCUAACCUGCCAAGCCACAUGCAGCCUCUGUUGCCACCUCACAACGCCAGGAAUGGUCCACCGCCCUACAAUAAGUUGGAGAAUUCUCAAAACAAAAUCUCACCACCAGGUUCAGUAGCCAGUUCAAAUUCUACAAAAAGUGCCACAUCACAAGGUUCCUCAACUGGGAACCUUAAGCCUGGAAAUCAUAAUGCCAUGCCAUUGUACAUAGGGAACAAUGUAAAAAAUGGCACACCAUCUGUGACGGAGUGCAACCGUUUUAAUAGUCUAAUGUCACACAAUGGAUACAUUCCUGAUCAGAGGACUUCAGAAAUAUAAGGUGAACCAAUGUGCACAGAGAUGUGUGCUGACUGACCGACACAGCUCCCAGAGUCAGUCAUUGUUUGAUUGUGAUGAUACAAUGAUGCUGAUACAUGAUUGUACAAAUUAUUUCGUCAUUGGAAUACAACCAGAUUGGGAAUGGUUCUGUUGUUUCUGGCACAACUGAUACCAGUUGAUGUGUUAAGACACUGGUGUGCUAUGCCAAACGUGACCAGUUCUCAGUAAACGAUGCAAUAACAUAGUGUUAUAAAGUGCCACUGGCCCCAACCAGAUGUCUUCAACUUGCUGAACAUUGACUCGGUGCUAUCAGAUUUGUUGACUUUUGUAUGAUGCAGUUUAAGUAGAAGACAUGCCUCCCACCCCUGCCCUAUGCCUUAGAGUCAUGGGUACGGCUGGCUGUCACUAGCUUGGUAGCAAUACCAAAGAUAAACUUUGGGCCAAUAUUUGUUGCAUUAUACAUAGAAGCUUCAGUGUUUGUUUUGUUUGUUUGGCCAUGGAAUUCAGUUAAAACUCACACUAAUUUCAGUUCAUGGGAAGUAUGAUGAUGGUUUAACAUGCCAAAAACAAAACAUUUUUAUAUAAAAAUAAUGACAUUUUGAGAAUUUGAGAUGAUUUCCACAUCACCCUUGAACAAGUGUUGGAGCAGUUUUAAUUGAUGCUAUUCACAGUUCCUGUGAUAUAUAGAUCAGUAUUGUUGUUAAUUUUGCAGUUACUUUGUUUUGUCCUGACUAGCUGUUGUCUAUUUAUUUUAUUCAAGUCUAACUUGUGAGUAACAGCAUAAUACUAUACUCUUUGUAGAUCAGCCUAAAGACCAAAGAUUGUAGCCUUAAGGCAAUCUUAGAUUGCAAACAAUCUUUACAUCAGUUUUUGCUAGAUGGAGUUUUUGUAGCAAAUUAAUCUUUACUUAAGCAUGUGUGAGCGUGGUGAAUCAUGAGAGACAGUUUGGAUGGCAGAUGAAAGAAUGUGUUGAAAUUGCAACAACUGUAAGUUGUAUUGUUAUUCUUAGUGGUCACCAAAAUUAUUGCAUAAAGACAAUCAAAAGACGUUUUGGGGGUGCCUGGGAGGUGUAAGUGCCUUUUGAGGACAGUGGUGAUAGCUGAAAGAAAUUUACCUGGAUCAGAAUGACUAAGAGCCCUUUCUGUCUAUGAAGACAGUCCCUCCUGCCUGUGUUGAUGCAGUGUCAGUACUUGAAGACAGUCCCUCCUGCCUGUGUUGAUGCAGUGUCAGUACUGGAAGACAGUCCCUCCUGCCUGUGUUGAUGCAGUGUCAGUACUGGAAGACAGUCCCUCCUGCCUGUGUUGAUGCAGUGUCAGUACUGGAAGACAGUCCCUCCCGCCUGUGUUGAUGCAGUGUCAGUACUGGAAGACAGUCCCUCCUGCCUGUGUUGAUGCAGUGUCAGUACUGGAAGACAGUCCCUCCUGCCUGUGUUGAUGCAGUGUCAGUACUGGAAGACAGUCCCUCCUGCCUAUGUUGAUGCAGUGUCAGUACUGGAAGACAGUCCCUCCCGCCUGUGUUGAUGCAGUGUCAGUACUGGAAGACAGUCCCUCCCACCUGUGUUGAUGCAGUGUCAGUACUGGAAGACAGUCCCUCCUGCCUGUGUUGAUGCAGUGUCAGUACUGGAAGACAGUCCCUCCCGCCUGUGUUGAUGCAGUGUCAGUACUGGAAGACAGUCCCUCCUGCCUGUGUUGAUGCAGUGUCAGUACUGGAAGACAGUCCCUCCUGCCUAUGUUGAUGCAGUGUCAGUACUGGAAGACAGUCCCUCCUGCCUGUGUUGAUGCAGUGUCAGUACUGGAAGACAGUCCCUCCCGCCUGUGUUGAUGCAGUGUCAGUACUGGAAGACAGUCCCUCCUGCCUGUGUUGAUGCAGUGUCAGUACUGGAAGACAGUCCCUCCUGCCUGUGUUGAUGCAGUGUCAGUACUGGAAGACCAUCCCUCCCGCCUGUGUUGAUGCAGUGUCAGUACUGGAAGACAGUCCCUCCCGCCUGUGUUGAUGCAGUGUCAGUACUGGAAGACCAUCCCUCCCGCCUGUGUUGAUGCAGUGUCAGUACUGGAAGACAGUCCCUCCAACCUGUGUUGAUGCAGUGUCAGUACUGGAAGAUAGUCCCUCCCGCCUGUGUUGAUGCAGUGUCAGUACUGGAAGACAGUCCCUCCCGCCUGUGUUGAUGCAGUGCCAGUACUGGAAGACAGUCCCUCCCGCCUGUGUUGAUGCAGUGCCAGUACUGGAAGACCAUCCCUCCCGCCUGAGUUGAUGCAGUGUCAGUACUGGAAGACAGUCCCUCCCGCCUGUGUUGAUGCAGUGUCAGUACUGGAAGACAGUCCCUCCCACCUGUGUUGAUGCAGUGUCAGUACUGGAAGACCAUCCCUCCCGCCUGUGUUGAUGCAGUGCCAGUACUGGAAGACCAUCCCUUCCGCCUGUGUUGAUGCAGUGUCAGUACUGGAAGACAGUCCCUCCCGCCUGUGUUGAUGCAGUGUCAGUACUGGAAGACAGUCGCUCCUGCCUGUGUUGAUGCAGUGUCAGUACUGGAAGACCAUCCCUCCCGCCUGUGUUGAUGCAGUGUCAGUACUGGAAGACAGUCCCUCCAACCUGUGUUGAUGCAGUGUCAGUACUGGAAGACAGUCCCUCCUGCCUGUGUUGAUGCAGUGUCAGUACUGGAAGACAGUCCCUCCUGCCUGUGUUGAUGCAGUGCCAGUACUUGAAGACAGUCCCCCCUGCCUGUGUUGAUGCAGUGUCAGUACUGGAAGACAGUCCCUCCUGCCUAUGUUGAUGCACUAGUCCACUUAAGGCAAAGGUGACUUUAAGUAGUUUUUUAUGAGUUCAUACACUUACAUCUGUAUGUCUGUGCAGUAUGGAGUGCCUGUCUGCAUGUGAGUGUGUGUAUGAGUGUUUUGUACAGUUACAUAGUGCCAUUUCAAUACCCAGUCAGCUAGAUCAUCUAGCCGGAAUGUCAGUUUAUCUACUGGAGCACCACAUUAUCAGAGGCUGAGCUUUGGGAUUAUCAUGUUGAUGUCCAAUGAAAUAAUGACAACUUUGUUGUUAAAAUGAAGAUUCAUUCUUGUCCUUUUCAGUGGACAUCAUGCAUUUGAUGCAUACCGGAAGUUGACUGCCUAUAUGACCUAGAGUUUAGUUGUUCAUGUUGUGUACAAAGACUCUCAAGUUACAGGAAAUCUUGAUGGCAAAUUUGAAUUGAAUGCAAUCAAACACUUUUUAUCUUGUUUAAAUGUACAAUAUUUACCCCCAGUUUGUUGGUACUCAGAGCUAUGCAUAUUCUUACUGUGAUUUCUACACUACUCAUCUGUCCUACUGAUGUUUGCCUUAUGAGUGUAUCUAUCUGGCUUCUCUGGUGUACAUGUUGGAGCUCACUGGCACCCAGUGUCCGUGGGCUUCGUAAGCUGUUGUCAUGUGCCCCUGGCCAUAUGCUGACCGGUACCUGAUGCCCAGGGGCGUCAGUUUGUACUUAGCUUGUAUAUAUGCCUAUGUAGGACAACAGUUGACAACAUGUACAUACUAUAUAUUGUUGUGCAACACCUAGAAUGCAAAGUUGUUCAAAUUAUUCAGCUUCUCUCAAACACUAUUUUCUAAUUUUCCAUGAUGAAAGCUUUGCAGAAACAUUUCAUGCAUAUUUAUGAUUAGAAGUUAGUUGAAGUUAUAGUAUCAUGAAAUCUAAGAUGACAUCAUUGGAAUUGAUGCAAUACCAUUUUGUAAGUAGAGUGCAGUGAGAAGCUGAUGAUGACAACUUUGACCUGGUGCUACAUGUAACGGCUUAUAUGCUGUCUGUGCAUGUAAAUUAUGGAAGUUACAUAUAAUGCAUAUCAGAGAAAUCUGUUGCAUGCAUAAUUGAUUAUAAAAUGCUGAUAUUGUCUAAUAAAAUUAGUAAAAUUGAAA